AUUUCAGGACUCUCUUUGGAGGCCCCCACGGAGCAGGAAGGGCAGGCCCCAGGCCUGGAGGAGAUGGAUGGAGAGUUGACAGUGGCCCCUACACCUGAGCAGCCAGCGCCAGGCGUCCACUUCGUCACAACGGCCCCUACCCUGAAGCUGCUUAACCACCACCCCCUGCUGGAGGAAUUCCUACAAGAGGGGCUGGAGAAGGGCGAGCUGAGGCCUGACCCACCUACAGCGAGUCCCCUGCCCCGCCUGGCCAACCAGGACAGCCGCCCCGUCUUCACCAGCCCCUCUCCAGUCAUGGCGGCAGCACCUACUCAACCCCAGUCCAGGGAAGGACCCUGGAGCCUGGAGUCAGAGCCCCCUGCACUUCGUAUCACAGCUGCCCUACCUCCAGGGCCCAGCAUGGCAGUGCCCACCCCAGGCCCAGGGGAGAGGCCCAAUACCACACCCCCUAGUGGAGCAUGGACUCCAACCCCAGAGGGUCCUGGAGACAUAGGCAGGCCCUGGGCUCCAGGGGUCCUGUCCCAGACCACAGGGCUCGGGAUGGAGAGGACCGUCGCCACCUCCACGGCUUCAGGGGACGAUGAGGAGACCACCACCACCAGCACCAUCAUUACCACCACCGUUACCACAGUCCAGCCACCAGGCCCUUGCAGCUGGAAUUUCUCAGGCCCAGAGGGCUCUCUGGACUCCCCCACAGCCUCCAACUCACCCCCUGACGUUGGCCUGGACUGUUUCUACUACAUCUCCGUCUACCCUGGCUACGGUGUGGAAAUCAAGGUCCAGAACAUCAGCCUCCGAGAGGGGGAGACCGUGACCGUGGAGGGCCUCGGGGGGCCUGACCCACUGCCCCUGGCCAACCAGUCUUUCCUGCUGAGGGGCCAAGUCAUCCGCAGCCCCACCCACCAGGCAGCCCUGAGGUUCCAGAGCCUCCCACCCCCUGCUGGGCCUGGCACCUUUCAUUUCCACUUCCAAGCCUACCUCCUGAGCUGCCACUUUCCCCGACGUCCAGCUUAUGGAGCUGUGACUGUCACCAGCGUCCACCCUGGAGGUAGUGCCCGCUUCCGCUGUACCACUGGCUACCAGCUGAAGGGUGCCAGGCUCCUUACCUGUCUCAACGCCACCCAGCCCUUCUGGGAUUCUCAGGAGCCAGUCUGCAUCGCUGCCUGCGGUGGAGUGAUCCGCAACGCCACCACCGGCCGCAUCGUCUCGCCCGGCUUCCCGGGCAACUACAGCAACAACCUCACCUGCCACUGGCUGCUUGAGGCUCCCGAGGGCCAGCGGUUGCACCUGCACUUUGAGAAGGUUUCCCUGGCUGAGGAUGAUGACAGGCUCAUCAUCCGUAAUGGGGACAACGUGGAGGCCCCGCCCGUGUAUGAUUCCUACGAGGUCGAGUACCUGCCCAUUGAGGGCCUGCUCAGCUCCGGCCGACACUUCUUCGUGGAGCUCAGUACUGACAGCAGUGGGGUGGCUGCUGGCAUGGCCCUGCGCUACGAGGCCUUCCAGCAAGGCCAUUGCUACGAGCCCUUUGUCAAAUACGGCAACUUCAGCAGCAGCGCACCCUCUUACCCUGUGGGGACCACCGUGGAGUUCAGCUGCGACCCCGGCUACACUCUGGAGCAGGGCUCCAUCAUCAUUGAGUGCGUGGACCCCCACGACCCCCAGUGGAAUGAGACAGAGCCCGCCUGCCGAGCCGUGUGUAGUGGGGAGACCACAGACUCGGCCGGCGUGGUGCUCUCCCCCAACUGGCCAGAGCCGUACGGCCGUGGGCAGGACUGCAUCUGGGGCGUGCAUGUGGAGGAAGACAAGCGCAUCAUGCUGGACGUCCGAGUGCUGCGCAUAGGCACGGGCGACGUGCUGACCUUCUAUGACGGGGACGACCUGACAGCUCGGGUCCUGGGCCAGUAUUCUGGGCCCCGGGGCCACUUCAAGCUCUUUACCUCCAUGGCUGAUGUCACCAUUCAGUUCCAGUCGGACCCCGGGGCCUCAGUGCUCGGCUACCAGCAGGGCUUCGUCAUCCACUUCUUUGAGGUGCCCCGUAAUGACACCUGUCCGGAGCUACCUGAAAUCCCCAAUGGGUGGAAGAGCCCGUCACAGCCUGAGCUGGUGCAUGGCACCGUCGUCACCUACCAGUGCUACCCUGGCUACCAGGUGGUGGGCUCCAGUGUCCUCAUGUGCCAGUGGGACCUCACCUGGAGUGAGGACCUGCCCUCAUGCCAGAGAGUGACUUCCUGUCGUGACCCUGGGGACGUGGAACACAGCCGACGCCUCAUAUCGAGCCCCAAGUUCCCCGUGGGGGCCACCGUGCAGUAUAUCUGUGACCAGGGUUUUGUGCUGACGGGUAGUGCCCUCCUCACCUGCCAUGACCGCCAAGCCAGCAGCCCCAAGUGGAGCGACCGGGCCCCCAAAUGUCUCCUGGAACAGCUCAAACCGUGCCAUGGCCUCAGCGCCCCCGAGAAUGGUGCCCGUAGUCCCGAGAAGCGGCUGCACCCAGCGGGGGCUACUGUCCACUUCUCGUGUGCCCCUGGCUAUGUGCUGAAGGGCCAGGCCAGCAUCAAGUGUGUGCCCGGACACCCCUCACAUUGGAGUGACCCCCCGCCCAUCUGUAGGGCUGCCUCUCUGGACGGCUUCUACAGCGGCCGCAGCCUGGAUGUUGCCAAGGUGCCAGCUGCCUCCAGCACACUGGAUGCUGCUCACCUCGCAGCUGCCAUCUUCUUGCCGCUGGUGGCGAUGGCGCUCUUGGUGGGAGGCGUGUACCUCUACUUCUGCAGGCUCCAGGGGAACAGCCCCCUGCAGCUGCCCCGGACACGACCCCGCCCUUAUGACCGCAUCACUGUGGAGUCAGCGUUUGAUAAUCCAACUUACGAGACUGGAUCUCUUUCCUUUGCAGGAGACGAGAGAAUAUGA
Molecule: messenger RNA, 2904 nt
Organism: Budorcas taxicolor (takin)
Lineage: Eukaryota; Metazoa; Chordata; Mammalia; Artiodactyla; Bovidae
Gene: SEZ6
Product: seizure related 6 homolog
Exons: 16
Coding region: 64-2904 (946 amino acids)
Biological process (GO): synapse maturation; regulation of dendrite development
Cellular component (GO): dendritic spine; neuronal cell body; endoplasmic reticulum
Source: RefSeq, a predicted model, not a curated record